Molecule: messenger RNA, 4410 nt
Organism: Porites evermanni
Lineage: Eukaryota; Metazoa; Cnidaria; Anthozoa; Scleractinia; Poritidae
Source: the annotation of a GenBank genome assembly
AUGGAUAGGAAACCAGGACAUUUGACAAAAUCAGUGCAGGAGAUCGCUGGAUCUUUAUUCUGGAUAAAGGUAGUGCUCUAUUUUACGGGGAAAGGACGACAUGUUUAUGUUUCAAAAGUAGUCGAAACAUGCAUUUUUUGCAGCUGUCAGCUCUAGUUUUUUAUUAUUAAGUCUGUGAAAUAACUUUUUAUUGCACCAGGUUGUUGGAAUAGGAAAUGAUGGCGUGGGGAAGACUUGUCUAGUGAAGAACUUCUGUGAAAAAAAGGUGCAAAAAUGAUCCAACUCUAACUUAACCUGCGAUCAGGCUCCCGCCAGGCUUCUCCGGAAAAGAACAACCGAUCACAGGCGUAACAGAAAACAAGCGUCAAGAAAAACCACAAUUUCAGUCUAUUAACAUACUUUGAAACAGAAUAUUAUUGUUUAUUGAAAAUGGAAAACAAAAUAUUAUUAUAUUUUUAAUUUUAUUCCCUGAAGAAGAUUUCAUUAGAACACAAAAUUUAAUAAUUGAAUGUAAUAUUCUAAUGAUAGGAAAGUUAAUUCUGAUCAUUGUAUAUUUCCUUCUUAGUUUUCUAAAAGCUACCACCCAACAGUGGGAGUUGAUUAUGGUAGGUCUAUAGACAGUGCUUAAUCCCCAUAUGAGAUAAUGAUGAUGGCGAUAAGGAUGAUGAUGUCACAAUGAUGUGAUGUGGUGAUGAUGAUGAUAAUUUGGUGAUGAUAUUCAGCGAUGAUGAUCAAGCUUGAUGAUAAGAUGCUGAUGCCGAGGCUGAUUAGGAUGAGGACAGUGAUGAUGAUGGCGAGAUAAUGAUGUGAUGUGGGAUGAUUUGUUAUACAGUCAAAUCCCGGUAACUCGAACCCUCUAUAACUUGAACCUCCCGCUAAAUUGAAGCAAUUUUUAAAUACGUUUCCCUUCAGAUCAUUUUCUAUAUAAUAUUACCCUCGAUAACUCGAACUCCCGGUAACUCGAACUAUUUUCUCCUUCCUUUGAAGGUUCGAAUUAUUGGGAGUCGACUGUAAUUUCAAAUCUAAUACUAACAAUAACGUGAUGGUGUUGAGGUGGUGGUGAUGAUAAUGUCAUAAAAUUAUGAUGUGGAUGAUGAUUUAGGUAUGUUUACAUCUGAGGACUUCCUCAAAAGAGAACACUAUGAGAAGAGCAUGCCUAUUCAACAUCAUGGUUAUUUUUUUUUUAACUUGGAAACUAAAAUUAACCAUAAUAUUUUUUUGAGACCACUAACAUCAUGAAAUAAAUUUCAUUCUUAAGCUUGUUUGCUAUUUAUACUUUCAGGAUUCAAGCUGCACAAAAUUAAUGGCGUUGACUGUGAGUUUGCUUAUUGCACGCAAAAUCAAACUCAGUAGAUUUUAAAAAAAAAUAAGUGGUUUGAACCACUUUUUACAAUGUCAGCAUUAAUACUAAGUAUUCUAAAUGUCAGCAUUAAGUAAUCUUAUAAACCACUGAAAAGACAUGGUACCACCUCUGUAAUCAUUCUAGGAAAGAUGUAUAUCAUUAUUCCCAACAAAAAUAAUGUUUUGCUUUCAUUCCCUGAUCUCCCACCUCAGGAAAUUCCAGAUUAGCCCAAUCAUAUUCUUGGUUUGUAACCAUGUCAACCAAUAUGGCUGCCAUUAUGACAUCAGCUGGAAACUUGAAAUUCUGUAUUUUUAUUAGAGUCUGGCUGCAUUCCUCCUCGAUUAGAGAAUUUUUGGAAAAAGUGAUGAAAUGCUUAACUGUGACAAAAAGGCUGGUAUUAAGUAAGUUUACACAGAUGGCGGUGAUAAAGAUGUGCUUUUUUUUCCCUCAUAGAUAGGAUCAAUUUCUGGGAUUUUGGUGGCCAUGCAGAUUAUGAUGAAAUAAGAGUUGAACUUUAUGGGCAGACACAGGUUAGAGUUAAGCUGAUGAGUAGUAAAGAAAAUCUAUACAAUAGCUACCUGACUGUAUAGCCAUAAGUUAUCGUUAAGUCUCCCUUAAAUUAUAUUUCAGACCAAAUGCCAAACUCCAAGGUUGUUCCAAGUUGUCCUCGGCAAUUUUCAGAUGCGACAUCACCUGUCAAGCUUGUCAGGAGCCCCCCCAUUUGCUCAGUUCUAAACCCCUUUUGCUCACUCAAAUAGCAUGAACUGGCCUCAGCGGACGAGGCUAGCCUCAUUCUUAGUUUCAUAUUUAAUAAUUAUUGGUGUAUGAAUGCAAAUAAUUUUCAAAGUGUACUCUGAUUAUUAGGGAAGGUUAAUAAAUUUGUUGUUGACUGUGUACUUGCAGGCUUGUAUUCUGGUGUUUGAUGUUACAAACAAGUUAUCAUUUGAUUCUCUGGAGUACUGGCUGCAAGAGUUUACAACUAAUGGUGGAAAACAAGCUGUCAUCGCUGUGGUAGCCAAUAAGGUCUGUCUAGUCCAACACAAACUUACAGGAAAUAUAAAUUCAAACUAUAAAACCCCUCCAUUCCCAACAAGUUCCAAAUUCUGCCCGAUAAGCUCAAUUGGAUAAGCACCAGUCUGCCGAGUGGAAGGCCAUUGGUUCAAACCCUGGUCGGACCAACACACAGGGUCUUUAAGUAACUGAGGAGAAAGUGCUGCCUUUGUAAAGACAUCUGCAAACAGUUAAGACUUUCUAGUCUUCUCAUAUAAGGAUGAUAAACUGUAGGUCCCAUCUCACAACCCUUGCAAAUUAAAAUAAUAGUCUGCGGGAUGUUAAAGGACCCACACACUGUUCAUAAAGAGCAGGGGACCUAGUCCUGGUGUGGUGGUCAAUCUCUCAUGGAGAAGGGGGGAGGGGGAGGGACUGUUAAGGGCCCACAUAGUGGCGUGUCGCGCUGUUGCGGAGACCCUGCCAAGAAUUGGCGAACCUGGGUGAAUAAAUAAAUAAAUAAGACAAAUGGCACUGUACUUAGUAGUAACUACAAGUACUUAAACUUAAGAUGUUUCAUUUGAGUCAUAAUCAUGCCAGACUUAACUUCAUUGAGAGACUCAUCACAUUUUUAUAUAAGGGCUACCUUCAUGUCUUUGAGAACAUCGCUUAGUGAUCUCAUGUAAUAUACAGGAGAAUGCUGCUUUAUCAAGCCCUCAUACAGUUUCUUGGACCUCCCAAUAAUUCAUAUCAAAAUUAAACCUGACUUUCCUUCCCAAGCCAAACAAUGUAAAUAUCCCCACAACCACCCCAAUUUGUUAGAAAAAUUAAUUCAAAACAGUUCAAACCAAUUUUGCUCACCACAAGAGGCUUGAGAAGGGUGCAUUCCAUAUUUAUGGUGCUCAUAAGCUACCUUGAAAUAUUCUCAGUUUGAUCAUACUUUCAUUCCCAUUACAGACUGAUUUAAACUCCAAACGCGCUGUAAGCAGCAAAGAUGGACAGAGAUGGGCCAAAGCCCAUGACCUAAGGUCUGUAAACAAUUUUUGUUGACUUUUUCUGAAUUCUAAUUAGCAAAUGUUGUUUAAAAAACAAAUACAAAAACAAGUAAAAAGUAAACAAGAUAAAAUUGAAUGACGUUUGACUAGAAAUUGGUGUGAUGAUAUCGAUGACACCAAAACGUUAAGUUUUAUCCUCAAUCACUUUUAACUUGUGUUUCUGAAUUGUUGGUCUUUAUACCACUGAGCUCUUGAAACAUUUUAAUUUUGCUAGUUUUGAGACAAUUUGUUUUAUCAUGCAGAUACUAUGAGACAUCAGCAGCUACUGGACAAGGUGUUCAUGAGAUGUUUAGUGGACUGCUCUCGGCGGUGGUGGAAGCAAAGCUUGUUAAAGCCAAACCUGUCAUCAGCACAGAUCAAAGUAAACAGAGAUGAACCAAAAGGAAAUUGAUGAUAUUUUCUUAAUGGACUGUAAAUCUUGUAUUUUCUUGGCAACUGGCUGUAGGCCAGAGAUUGUAAUCCAAAGUGGCAGACCUAGGAUUUUGCCUUUUGUAGGUCAGAGAUUGGAACACAAAGUUUGCAGACCUAUAGUCUGUGAAUACAGCCAUUUCUCCUUGCUCCUCACCACUAGAGACAUUUUGUUAGGAAGAACGUCUGACAUAAAUCAAUGUUUACAUAAAUAAAUACAGUAGUCAUGAGGUUCCAAAUGUAUAUUAAUAUUGUUUGAUUUUAUGUCUCUCCUGGUCAAUCAUGGUAAAGUUUUGUGUUAUACUGUGAACGAGCUCCAGCAAAACUCAGAUGCUUUUUCUAAAGAAGAAUAUAAUUAUUCCAGGAAUAUUGACUGUUUUGUAGUACAUUCAUCACAUUUACAACCCUGUUUACAUUUGACCUUUGUGGCCUUUUGUCUGUCACUCGUAAACAAUAGGUAAAACAAUACAACUACUAUGUUGACCAAUCAGAUCUACUGACCAGAUUCUGGACAGAUUUCUCAUCAUCAGUAUGGAAUUUCUGUCCCUGAGGUGCAGAUGUUCCUCCUGGUGAACUGUUCCUAGCAUCAGGGAGCAAGGCUAGCAGACCUAGGAUUUU